Molecule: messenger RNA, 480 nt
Organism: Capronia coronata CBS 617.96
Lineage: Eukaryota; Fungi; Ascomycota; Eurotiomycetes; Chaetothyriales; Herpotrichiellaceae
Exons: 1
Coding region: 1-480 (159 amino acids)
Source: RefSeq, a predicted model, not a curated record
AUGGCAGAAGAAGGACAGCAAUCCACUCCGCUCCCACAUAUCAACACCUAUCACUGCUUGUGUACCACUCUGAUCCUGACCACCACGCAUGCACUUGAAUCCCUCCCACGCCGGGCUGAACCGGUCCAGGACGGCGCUGUUAUAUUGGCACCUCCGGUCGACUUGACCGCAUCGGAAAAUGUGGUGCACGACAAAUCCAGGCCUUCUCAGUCUGUCCUCCUCAAUACCGUCUCCGACCGUAGACCUGUGAUCAUUCGACGAGAAGAUGGGUUCGAGAAGAGGACGCUUUUAAGAUGUGGGAGAUGCAGGCUGGUCAUAGGAUACAACCUCGACGAUGCGCAUUUUGAGAACGCGGGGCAGAUCACAGGGCAAGAGAGGCCAGUGUAUCUGCUUCCAGGAGGCAUGCUCGCUACAGCCGACAUGGUCAGUGGGAAGAGGGCAGAAGUCCCACCUUGGGCAGAGAAUAUCGGUGGCGGAUGA